AUGGUGGACACUAGUCAAUUGAUCAAGGAAGCAGAGAAGCUAUUUCACAAUGGAGAACAUCAUGAUGCUGUUGAUAAGUUAGCGACUGCUGCGAAAAGCGAGCCUAAUGAGGAACAACAGUCUUCAAUUGAAAAAAUGAUUGGAAAGAUUGGUGAGCAUGUUGUAGGUAACAGUGAGGAGGCUAAGGAAGGAGAAGAUAAAGCGCGUGGCAGUGGUGAUAGUGGCAGUGGUGGGCUUGUCAAUAAAUUAAUGUCUGUUCUUUCUUCUAACUCUCAGGGUUCUCCUCAGGCACAGCUGGGGAAAUUAGCGUUGUUGUCUACUAUUAUGAAGUCUAGCGGUGGUAACUCAGGUGGGUUCAAUUUGAGUUCCAUUAAGAAUAUGCUUUCCGGUGAUUCGUCUUCCGGAGGAGGUAGUGGGUUGAGUGCUUCUGGGUUAGCAUCCCUGGCUUCGAAUGUGUUUGGUGGGAAACAAGGUCAAGAAAGUUCUAGUGGUGGGGGGCUUUCUUCUCUUUCCUCGAUGGCUGGUAAUUUCUUAAAUUCAGGCAAAAAAUGA
Molecule: messenger RNA, 552 nt
Organism: Eremothecium cymbalariae DBVPG#7215
Lineage: Eukaryota; Fungi; Ascomycota; Saccharomycetes; Saccharomycetales; Saccharomycetaceae
Gene: RNQ1
Product: prion domain-containing protein RNQ1
Exons: 1
Coding region: 1-552 (183 amino acids)
Source: RefSeq, a predicted model, not a curated record